AUGGCAAAUGAUAAUAUAACUUCAUUUAUAUUGAAAUUGAAAUAAUUAUUUUAGCUUGAGAUUAGACUAUUUAAGGGAAAGAAAAAGGAAAACUGGAAUAGAGAAAUUGAUCUUAAUAUAUAUAUAUCAAUAUCAUUGUAUAUGAUAAUAGGUUUUUUUUAUAUAUAAGUUAUUUCCAAACCUACUAAUAGUGAUUUCAUUUAAGGAGAUGGCUACUUACGAAUUUGGAAUGCAAUUUGCUUAAUAAUUAAUGUAAGUGUUUAAUGGCCAUUAUUUGAUCAUAAAAUUAUCACAAAAUUAAUUAUAUUAAUUAUUAUAGUCACAAGCUGCAAUAUUACGCAAUCAAUGUCAGAAUUAGAAUCUUUUGGAGUGGUUUCAAUUACGGUUAUUGUUGUGUUAUUCGUUUAUUCAAUCUCAGGAGCGUUCUUUGAGCAUAAACAUAUCCACAUAAUUCAUGAGACUGGUUUGGGAAUUUUGCUGGGAAUACUGAGUGGAUUCAUUUUUUAUCUUCUCUUUGAGGAUACAUUGCGGUCAUUAUAUACUUUUAAUGGCACAUUCUUUUUCUAUAUUCUUUUACCGAUAAUUAUAUUUUGUGGAGGUUAUAACUUAAACAAAAGAAGAUUUGCAUAAAAUUUCUUCUAUAUAGUGUUAUUUGGAUUAUUAGGAACAAUAUUCACUUUUAUUUUUAUCCUAAUUUUCACAUGGAUAGUGAAUGAAAACGACUUGAUAACUGAAUCCUUCGACAAAAAUGUCAUAAAACUGAGCUUUGAGAACAUCAUGAUUUUUGCAGCAACCAUUUGUGCCUCUGACAGUGUAGCAGCCUUGACAAUGAUUAAGCCAGAAAAAUAUCCUAAAUUAUUUAGUGUUGUCUUUGGCGAAGGGAUGGUCAAUGAUGCAGUAUCCAUUAUCCUCUUCAUUUCAGUUGAAUUAAUAAGUAAUGAACAUGUAGAAACUUGGAAAAUGCCAUUGGAAUUAAUUUGGUUAUUCAUAAAGGAGUUCUUUGGAAGCAUGAUUAUUGGGAUAUUAUUUGGAUUAUUCACAUCGUUUUUGUUUAAACGUUUAAGAUUUUUGACAGAGUCUGUGAUUCUCGAAAUUAUUAUUUUACUAUAUGUUGGUUAUGCAUCAUUUGCGAUUUGCGAGUUAUUAGAAUUAAGUGGUGUAAUCAGUGUUUUGGUUUGUGGAAUAGCUUUGGCUCAUUAUAAUUUUUACAACCUUUGCAACCUAGGGCAAAUAUCAUCAAAAAUAACUUUAAAUUCCCUAUCACUCUUUUGUGAAUCAUUUAUCUAUGUGUAUCUUGGCCUAGCCUUAUGGGCUAUAAAAGGUGAUGAGAAAAAUGGAAUUGAUACAAUGAAGACAAGUUGGGUUUUCAUUUUGCUUGAAAUAGCAAUAUGUUUUGUCUCCAGAGGAUUAUCCUUAUUUUUAUUGACAAUGAUAUCACAAAUUUUUACUGGUAGAUAGAACUUUAAAUUAACCUUUUGGGAGCUCAAUAUUGUUUGGUUUGCAGGACUUAUAAGAGGAUCAGUUGCUUAUGCUCUUAUACAAAAACUUCACUACGAAGGUGACGAAGAGUAAACAUAGGUUGAGCUCAUGUAAACAACAAUACUGAUUAUUGUUAUCAUAACAACUAUUAUACUUGGGGCACUUAUGCCUUUUUAUAUUUCAAGAAAUUUAUAAAUACAGGAGCAUCGUAACAAAAAAAAGAAAGUCUAGCAUUGCGAAAGCAUUAGAGUUACGUUUUUAGGGGAAAUACAAGGAGGUAUUGGGGAAAAUGAGGAAAAAUAUACUAAAAAAAAGUCUAAAUUCUAUAGAUGGUUAGCCCACAUUGAGGAAAAGUAUAUGAAACAAUGGUUUAUUUACAAUUAUAGCGAAAGAAAAUAAGAAAUUAAAGAGCAAAAGUAAUUAUAAAAAAAAGCUAAUGAUGGAAAUUUACCAAGAAGAUAAACUGUUCAAUUCCAAAGAUAAGAUAGUUAGGGAUACAAUACUAGAGUGUCGAAAGUUAUUCAUAGAUCAACUAUAAACUCGAAAUAUACCGGAGUUUAAUAAAUAAUUCUUAGUAUUGAUGUGCCUAACGAGGUGCAAUAGUAUUCAAACAAUGAGGAACUGAAAACUUAAAUGCAAGAUCAGAAUGAUAUUAGAGAAGUUGAUGAAAAUUUAGAAUAAUCAAAUAUAAAGUGA
Messenger RNA from Paramecium tetraurelia, 2175 nucleotides. RefSeq lists its product as uncharacterized. The transcript is spliced from 8 exons. The record is from RefSeq and is a predicted model, not a curated record. Gene Ontology annotation, cellular component: membrane. Gene Ontology annotation, molecular function: sodium:proton antiporter activity. Gene Ontology annotation, biological process: regulation of pH; proton transmembrane transport; sodium ion transport. Lineage: Eukaryota; Ciliophora; Oligohymenophorea; Peniculida; Parameciidae.